UUUUGAUGCAUGGCGGGCGGUGAGUGGCAAAAUUUCGCCCCCUCAUGAAUUUGGCCUAAAAUUUUCAUAAUUCGAUUGAUUUCCUUCAAAAUUUGGAAGUUUGAGAUCAUCUAGCCAUCAUGGAAAUUACAAGUGCUAAUUUUAAGUCGGUGCUGCCGCAAAUCAGAUCCGCCAUUGAGGAUUCCGUCUUCAUUAGUUUCGACACUGAAUUCACUGGAUUGAACAUCAAAGAUGCACCUUCAGUUGGGCCUUAUGACACUGCACCAGAAGCCUACGAAAAGUUGAGGCAGUCUGCAAAUUUCUCGGUCAUACAGUUUGGUCUCUGCACAUUUCACGAAGAUCCGGACGAUGGCAGACUCACUCACAAGGCCUACAACUUUUACACCAUUCCAACUCAUGAUAAUUUCUUAUGCCAAACUGAUAGCCUGAAAUUUUUGGUCAAUCAUGGCAUGGACUUGAACAAAGUUUUUAAAGAUGGCAUUAUUACGCUGCGAAAGGAGGAUCGUGACGUCAAAGUUGCCUUUUUGGAAGAAAAAUUGAAAGCAGUCAAGGAAAGAGCCUCGAAGCCUCAGGGUAUUAGCCAAAAUUUACAGGCAAGUGAUGGCCAGAAAGAAGUAGUUGCCUCUAUAAAGACCAAAAUCGAAGCAUUCCUGGAAAGUGAUGACGAAGAGCUUGUUCUUGGCAACUUUAACUCAUUCCAACGACUUUUGCUUCACCAGUUAAUUCAAAAUGAUUUUGACAAUAAAGUGUUCCUCCUAACCAAGAGAGGCGAAGGCAGAAAUGUCUCUCUCCACGCGUACAAAGGUGGAGUUGCAGACAAAAUCAAAAGAGAAGAAUCUCAAAUUCAAGAAGAAAUAAUAGAGUUGCAAGGAGAUUGUGGAAUGAGCGCUGUUCUCAGUGCAAUCAAAACUUCGGGAAAAUUGGUGGUUGGUCACAACGUUCUGCUUGAUGUGAUUCACACUGUUCACCAGUUUGUAGACAACCUUCCCGAAGACAUGAAAAGCUUCAAACGCUUAGUUUCUUAUACCUUUCCCAGGAUCAUUGACACAAAAACUUUGGCCACGCAAACUGUGCUGGUUGACAAGUUGGAAACCUCCACUUUAGAGCCUAUGGUCAAAUGUCUCCAAGAACCACCAUUCCAGCUUAUUGAUGCUCCUCCUGUUACUGGAUCACAAGGCUAUUCUCUGGACGGGGGUCUUGCUCAUGAGGCUGGCUUCGAUGCUUAUCUCACAGGUCUCUGCUUUGCAACAAUGGUCAAAUACUUGGACAAGGACAAUGAAAACUUUAGAAUCAAGACUGUUUCGCCAAAAGUUCUUGAAGCCCACAUUAACAAACUUCCCUAUGUGUUCUACGGUGAUCUCCCUGGUUUCUUUGAUCUCAACAAAGAUGAACCUAUCGUGAAUCGAGAUCACGUCUUCCACAUGCAAGUUCCUACCCAUUGGAAUACUGGUGACAUAUCUAAACUCUACAGCCCAUUCGGUGGUGUAAAAAUCUCAUGGAUCAACAACAAGGAGUGUUUGGUGGAACUUUUUAAGAAGGGCGAAGCCAAGAAAGUCAAAAGUGUGAUUGGCAAGUCAUCUACUUCCAAGAACUUUACCCUUCAAACCCUUGCAAGCUACAAGCAAGAGACCAAAAGUGAAAACAAACGUAGACGAGGAGACUCUGAAAGGGGCUCCGACAGACAGGCCAGCAAGAAGCAGAAGGGUGAGGAAGAAAAUAGUGCUACUCCAAGAGCAGCAAGUCCUUUUGAAAGUGCUCCAUGGAGUGAUGCAAGCAGUGAAAAUGAAGAUGACAAGUCAAUGUCGAGUAGCUAAUUUUAUUAUAUUUAAUUUUCUAUGUGUACUAAAUCAUUUUAGACUUCUCUGAGACAGUAUUCUUUUUAUACGUUUUGCUAAAAACUGUGCUGUUUAAUUUUUAGCGAUAGCAAUUAUUUAAGUUGGCUAUCCUGCGUGUUAUUGUGUCCAGUCCACUGAAGGUGAACGCAAACAACAUGAAUAUAUCUUUCUAGUUUCCUCAA
This is a messenger RNA of Neocloeon triangulifer, 2017 nucleotides long. RefSeq names its product poly(A)-specific ribonuclease PARN-like. Gene Ontology annotation, cellular component: nucleus; cytoplasm. The coding region runs from base 120 to 1814 and encodes 564 amino acids. The transcript is spliced from 13 exons. The record is from RefSeq and is a predicted model, not a curated record. Gene Ontology annotation, biological process: nuclear-transcribed mRNA poly(A) tail shortening. Gene Ontology annotation, molecular function: poly(A)-specific ribonuclease activity; RNA binding; metal ion binding. Lineage: Eukaryota; Metazoa; Arthropoda; Insecta; Ephemeroptera; Baetidae.